AUGGCCUCCUCGCUCACAGUCGACGAGCUGAGGUCCCGCCUCGACGCACUCGGCCUCGACACCAAGGGCAAGAAAGCCGACCUUCGUCUGCGGCUCAAGAAGGCGCUGCGCAACGCCAACAGCGCUUCGCCAGCCAACGCACAGACUCAAGAUGUGGACGCAGAGUGGGAGCCCGAAUUCGAUGCCUUCCUCGUGCUCGAUGUAGAGGCCACGUGCGAGUCGACGCGCAAGUACCGCAAUCUGGAGCAUGGCUACGAGACAGGUUCCUUCCAGUAUCCAAACGAGAUCAUCGAGCUGCCUGUCGUGCUGCUCCGGUGGAACAAGGACAAGCGCCGUCUCGAUACGGCGGGUGUGUUCCAUUCGUUUGUGCGUCCGACGUUUCGACCACAGCUCACGCAGUUCUGCCGAGACCUCACCGGCGUCACGCAGGCGCACAUCGAUGCAGCACCUACCUGGAACGACGUCGUCCAGAGCCUCCUCCAAUUCUUGGUCGCACAAGACCUCGUAGAAGAUGCAUCGACGGGCAAGAGCCACAUGCACAAUUUCCGGCUUCGUCGCGGCGUAGCUUGGAUCAGCCACGGUCCUGCAGAUCUGCGCGACUUUGUCAUCAAGCAGAGCUGGAUCUCGGCCCGCCCUCGCGAUCGUGAUCACGGUGCACCCCCAGUCUUCCUCCGAGGACCCUUGAUCGAUAUCCGCAAAGGCAUAGCUAGCCUAUACAAGUGGGAGCAGGAAAUCAAGGCCGACCAGUCCCGUGCCGCUUCCUCCCGCUCCACGCCCUUUCUGGAGUUUGGCGGCGACGAUGGAUUCCAGGUCAUCAGCGCGCCGUUCGGAUCCAGUCCGUCACCUGUCAGAGAAGAUGUGCGGUCCACCGGCUUGUCACCGCACGAUCAGAGCCUGGCAGGUCUCUUGGAUCUGCUCAACAUUGGGCCGUUCCAGGGCCGUCAGCACUGCGGCAUGGAUGACACGCGCAACAUCGCCCGGCUGGCUGUCGAGCUCGCUCGUCGCAUCGAACUGGCUUCCCGCGGCACACAGGUGCUACUCUCCAAGAGCUACGAAGCGCUCGACGGCAACAUCGAGACGAACGCCGAGGUGCUGGAGCUCGACAAGCCAACAGCGGGGCACAGGGCAGCACAGAUGGAGAAGCUCACGCUCAGACCCAAUGUGCGUCUGGACAGCUUCCACAAGCGCUUCUUCUGGAUGGGAAAGUGCACCGGCGAGAUCCGCUGGCCCUUCCCGCCCGAAUCGGAACAAGCUUGA
Molecule: messenger RNA, 1257 nt
Organism: Moesziomyces aphidis
Lineage: Eukaryota; Fungi; Basidiomycota; Ustilaginomycetes; Ustilaginales; Ustilaginaceae
Source: the annotation of a GenBank genome assembly